CUUGAACUAGGAAAUAGAAUUUGCUUGGGGUUUGGAAAAGCAAAGAUGGCUUGUUCUGGUAAUAUUGCAAAGCGUAUGUGUAGUCUUAACCUUCGCCAGUUUUAUCAGUUUUCGUUAUCCAAACACCUAGUUCAGUGGCACUGGACAAGCGGGAUCGGUUCGGCUGUAACUCGAAAGACGUACUGCCCUCGUCCCCCAAAGUCCAUCGGGCGGUACCCUAUUCCAUAUAAGAAGGAUCUUCCUUAUGACAUAGUGGAGCUAAUGGAAGAGGUGGAGACAAAGAGUGGAUUUUUGCCAAAUGUGUUCAAAGUACUCUCUCACCGUCCAGCUGAAUUUAGGGCAUUCUUUGCUUACUAUAAUGCUCUGAUGAAUAAAGAAACAGGCCAUCUUACCAAAGAAGACAGAGAACUGAUAGUGGUAGCCACAAGCAUUAACAACAGGUGCCUGUAUUGUGUGAUUUCUCAUAGUGCUCUGCAUCGCAUCUACUCUAAAAAUCCAACUUUGGCAGACCAGGUCAUUGUUAACUAUGAGAUGGCUGAACUGCAGGCCCGAGAGAGAGUGAUGUUGGACUUUGCCUUGGCUGUCAGCCGUUGUGAUAACAUCACUGAAGAGCAUUUCCAGAAUCUGGAAGACCAUGGUUUUGACCGUGAGGAUGCUUGGGACAUUGCAGCUAUCGCAGCCUUCUUUUCCAUGUCAAACCGCAUUGCACACUUUACUGAUAUGCACCCUAAUUAUGAGUUCUACAGCAUGGGUCGAAUGCCUAGAGAAAAAGACAAGGAUCAUGAAAAAUGAAUUUUCUAAUUUGUGUUCAUUCAUUUAAAAGGUACAAAGACAAUUUUGGGCAUUGUCUGUUUGUUUUCGCAUAGUACAGAAAUGUGACUAGAUCACAUUUUUGCUAGAUCUGUUAGUAAGCAAAAGAAAUGUAUGCUUUCCUUUGUUCAAAAGAACAUUAAAUGCAUGGAAGGAAAUAACAUAAUGUGAUUUGUUCAGUAUUCUACGUUUUUAAAAUAAAUCAUUGCUUCACAUCCA
Molecule: messenger RNA, 1029 nt
Organism: Lepisosteus oculatus (spotted gar)
Lineage: Eukaryota; Metazoa; Chordata; Actinopteri; Semionotiformes; Lepisosteidae
Molecular function (GO): peroxiredoxin activity
Source: RefSeq, a predicted model, not a curated record